Messenger RNA from Meriones unguiculatus (Mongolian gerbil), 555 nucleotides. Its product is annotated as zinc finger protein ZFP2-like. NCBI's taxonomy places the organism in Eukaryota, Metazoa, Chordata, Mammalia, Rodentia, Muridae. The annotation marks the transcript as partial. Gene Ontology annotation, biological process: regulation of transcription by RNA polymerase II. Gene Ontology annotation, molecular function: RNA polymerase II cis-regulatory region sequence-specific DNA binding; DNA-binding transcription factor activity. The record is from RefSeq and is a predicted model, not a curated record. The transcript has a single exon.
UGUGGUAAAGUCUUCCCCUAUGCCACUGAUCUCAUAUGGCAUAAAAGAACACACACUGGAGAGAAACCUCAUAAAUGUAACCUAUGUGGUAAAGCCUUUGCACAAAACAGUCAUCUCAUAACCCAUAAAAGAACACACACUGGAGAGAAACCUUAUGAAUGUAACCAGUGUGGUAUAGCCUUUGCACAAAACAGUCAUCUCUUAAGCCAUAAAAGAACACACACUGGAGAGAAACCUUAUGAAUGUAACCAGUGUGGUAAAGCCUUUGCACAAAACAGUCAUCUCAUAAGACAUAAAAGAACACACACUGGAGAGAAAAAAUAUGAAUGUAACCAGUGUGGUAAAGCCUUUGCAGAAAACAGUCAUCUGGUAAGCCAUAAAAGAACACACACUGGAGAGAAACCUUAUGAAUGUAAUCAGUGUGGUAAAGCCUUUGCACAAAACAGUCAUCUCAUAAGACAUAAAAAAACACACACUGGAGAGAAACCUUAUGAAUGUAACCAGUGUGGUAAAUCCUUUGCACAAAACAGUACUCUAUUAAGCCACAAAAGAACA